This is a messenger RNA of Exserohilum turcica Et28A, 219 nucleotides long. RefSeq lists its product as uncharacterized. Lineage: Eukaryota; Fungi; Ascomycota; Dothideomycetes; Pleosporales; Pleosporaceae. The record is from RefSeq and is a predicted model, not a curated record. The transcript has 3 exons. The coding region runs from base 1 to 219 and encodes 72 amino acids.
AUGCAGUACUCUACCUUUAUCCUCACCACCCUGGCCUUGUUUGGCGCUGCCGUGCACGGAACUGCUUCUCCCGACCCUCUGCCUGUCGGCAUUCUGGAUCCCCGUGACACGAUUGGAGGCUGCUGCUGCAAUCACUUCCAGAGCAGCACCUGUGCUUGUUACUACGGCGCGGCUGCUGGCUCGGGAAGCUGCGGCAGCACGUGUGCAGGAAUCUGCUAG